Molecule: messenger RNA, 936 nt
Organism: Terrapene triunguis (Three-toed box turtle)
Lineage: Eukaryota; Metazoa; Chordata; Testudines; Emydidae
Product: olfactory receptor 51G2-like
Exons: 1
Coding region: 1-936 (311 amino acids)
Biological process (GO): G protein-coupled receptor signaling pathway
Cellular component (GO): membrane
Molecular function (GO): olfactory receptor activity; G protein-coupled receptor activity
Source: RefSeq, a predicted model, not a curated record
AUGUCAGCUGUCAAUAACACCAAAUUCAACUCUGCAGUGUUCCUUCUCACCGGGAUACCUGGUCAGGAAGACGUCCAUCUCUGGAUCUCUAUCACAUUCUGCUUAACAUAUGUUAUUUCGAUAUUAGGAAAUUCAGUCAUCCUGUUCAUUAUAAAAACAGAACCAAGCCUUCAUGAGCCCAUGUACAUUUUCCUUUCUAUGUUGGCCAUCACAGACCUUGGUUUAUUGAUAGCCACCAUGUCGACAACACUGGGUAUAUUCUUGUUUAACUCUAGGGAGAUCAGCUUCAAUGCCUGUUUUGUGCAGCUGUUCUUCAUCCACUCGCUUCAGUGCACUGAAUCCUCCGUGCUGUUGUUGAUGGCCUUUGACCGCUUCAUCGCGAUCCAUGACCCGCUGAAAUAUGCUUCCAUCUUAAACCCACAGAGAAUACACAAGAUGGGACUGGUGUUUGUGCUGAAAGGGGUGGCAAUAAUAUUCCCACUCCCCUUUCUCCUGAAACAGUUCCAAUACUGUCGAACAAAUGUCCUCUCCCAUUCCUACUGCCUGCACCAGGAGGUCAUGAAGAUGGCUUGCUCGGAUAUCACAGUCAACAGCAUCUAUGGUUUGUCUGUUGCACUCUUAACGGUGGGGUUGGACUCGCUGCUCAUCUUCCUCUCUUAUGUUAUGAUCCUCAAAACAGUGCUGAUCAUUGCAUCCAAUGCUGAGUGCCUCAGGGCCCUGAACACCUGUGUUUCCCACCUCUGCGCCGUCCUACUCUUCUAUACGCCAAUGAUUGGCCUGUCUGUGAUACACAGAUUCGGGAAGGGCUCUUCUCCCUUAAUUCAGAUUCUCCUGGGUUACAUCUACCUGCUGGUCCCACCCCUGAUUAACCCAAUUGUGUACAGUGUGAAAAGCAAACACCUUCGUGCAAGGAUAAUCAGGGUGUUCGUCAAGUGA